AUGUUCAUAUCUCCGCGAACAUAUACGGCGUCGCAAACACCAGAUCAGGGACUACGCCUAGCCGCCAGUGAGAAUCAACUGAGAUACCAAACUCUUCAAGGGUGGCGUGCAGACUCGCCAGUUGCUAGCCGGACCCCUGAAAUGCUACUGAUCCAUCAGGCUGGCAGUGUUCGCGUGGGUCAGGUUGUCAGAUACACGUUGACAUACACACCUGCGGCGGAUAACAUCCGCCCCUCGCCGGCUAAGCUAUACGUCAAAGUCAGGAAUACCUCUGCACUCCCCCUGCGGGCUGCAUAUCUCCAUGGUCCAUAUAGUCUUUAUGCAUCAUGCUAUCCAUCUACGUUUGAUCCUAACCACAGCACCGGUCACCAAGGAACAGAGACAAUCCCACAAUAUGAGCCGUACCUCAAGGCCGGAGGGACUUGGAAUGCGAUCCUGAAUGUGCCGCAGAAUGCUGAUUUCAGCCAAGGGUCGUCAAACUCAGUUCAAACCGAGUAUCAUGAAAGUGCAACUUGGAUCAUCGAAGUGAUAUCCCAAGUCGUGUUUUCUAGCACAGCAACCGUCAACUUUGAACUUCUCGUUGGUCGCGAUGAAAACUCGAUAGAAUCACCUUGUACCAGUAGCUUGUUUAUUACUGGCCUCUCCAAAGCUGCCCAGCUACGUGAUCACUGGUCAUCCAAGACAAGAGGCAAGCAGGUGCUUGCUACCAAAGGUGUCUACUCUCGGUCUAUCACUUUACUAAUAGAUGAUACUGCUAGUCUUUGGAAUACACCUCAUCUUCCAUCAUCGGCCUCUUCUCACGAGGGGAUGAUGGAGGUUGAGCGGGGCCCAUCAAGUGAGCAACAAAAAACCGAAUGUCAAAAAAAAAUCCACCUUGUUGUGUUGACCCAUGGACUUCACAGCAAUUUGGGAGCAGAUAUGCUUUACCUGAAGGAAAGUAUUGAUGCCGCAGUCAAGGUAGCUAAGGAUAGGAUUAAGAACGACAGCAACAGCCACGAUGGCCAGCAUAGUCCUGAGGGGUCGCGUGCAACUGAAAGGCAUAGUGCUAAUAUAGUUGAUAGUAGGGGGCAUUUGGAAGACUCCGAUGACGAGCAAGUCAUAGUAAGGGGCUUCCAUGGAAACGCAACUCGUACGGAACGUGGAAUACAGUACCUUGGCAAGCGUCUCGCAAAAUAUGUCCUGCAAAUGACAUGUCCGGAACAGCCUUUCGUGUCCCCGAAAGGUACAGGCAAGACAUCCGGGCCAUUCUCACCGUGGAAACGAGCAACGGAAGAGUCCUCCAAACCUGGUGAUAUCUACGCAGAACAGCCAAUAUGUGGGAACGGUGCCUAUCAGGUCACCAGCAUCAGUUUUAUCGGUCAUUCACUCGGGGGUCUCGUUCAAACGUACGCCAUAGCAUAUAUCCAAAAACACUUCCCUGAUUUUUUUGAGAAAACCAGGCCGGUCAACUUCAUAGCCCUGGCGACCCCGUUCCUUGGCCUCAGCAACGAGAACCCUAUGUAUGUUCGCUUUGCCCUAGAUCUAGGACUUGUCGGUCGGACCGGCCAGGACUUAGGGCUUAGCUGGACAGCACCCAGAAUGCGAAGUGGCUGGGAAACCAUAAUAGGAGGGAGAGGGUAUCCCUCAAACUCCCAAGGACAUCCAGAUGCUAGAUCUAAGCCUCUACUGAGGGUUCUUCCUUGCGGACCUGCUCAUGAGGUUCUCUCAAAAUUCCAGCACCGCACAAUUUACUCUAACGUGGUCAAUGAUGGGAUCGUACCUCUGCGGACAUCGUGUUUACUCUUUCUUGAUUGGAAAGGUCUCGACCGCGUGGAGAAAGCUAGGAGGGAGAAUGGCAUCGUUGGCACAAUGGCCGAGUGGGGCUGGGCAGAAUUGACGGGAGCUAAUUCGAAGUCUCCAAGGACCCAACUGGCGAGUGAGUUAGAACUGACAGAUGUUGGUGGCGAGAGCAGCAAUGCGCAUGGGACUCGGUCAAAGACAAAUGCCCCUUCCCAACAAGAUGUUGCAGUCGCUGCUGGUGUUAAUAGCUGUUCAAUUGAUAAGCGAUCUCUUGAGCCUCGUCGAUAUCCUGCUUGUGUCAAAGGCGAUGCAAAUUUCAGACGGAAGGAGGACUUGUCUCAAUUUACACAAAUGAGCCCGUUGUCCAAGAUAUUUUCAAUUUGGCGACCGAGGGAGGCAGCUAAGACAAAUCUUGGAAAUAAACAUGCGAGAAUAUACAAGCGCAGCCAAACCAUUGACACGCUUCAGGACGAUAUGGCAGGAUCUUCGACCAGUCCUCACGUUCGCGAAUCGCCCGUUGGUAAUCAAUUCCAUGAUUAUGGGCCUCAUACGCCUCCCCAAACCACGCUCUUCGAAUCAGCUAGUGACCUCCUUAUGCCGCCUCUUCCCCCCGUGGAUUUUAUCAUUGACCCUACCUCGAGACCAAGAACCAUAUUUCACGACCGCAUCUAUAAUCCUGAGGACAUGCCGCCCCCAUUGGCUCCUAAACGGCGUGCAUUGACAUUGGGGUCUCUCCAACACAAAGCCUCGAAUACACGGCCUGCCUCGAGAGCGGAGUCCCACGGAAAGCCACUGCCUGCCAAUGAAAUGGAAAAUGGCCUCAAACUUGAGGAAAAAAUUGCCAGGGCUUAUCACCGUGACUUAUCGUGGCGCAAGGUUCUUGUUCGCCUUGAGCCAGAUGCCCACAAUAACAUCAUUGUACGGCGGAUGUUCACAAAUGCAUAUGGAUGGCCAGUGAUGAAACACCUCGUCGAUACUCACUUCGGGCAUGCAUCAAUAGUCCGGUCCAAUAGCGCAUUUGAUCGAGGCAUUGAAGAGCCAAGUCCGUCUGUAGCGGAAACUGAUGGUUAUCUCUGGGUCGGUAAGUGA
Molecule: messenger RNA, 2868 nt
Organism: Aspergillus sclerotioniger CBS 115572
Lineage: Eukaryota; Fungi; Ascomycota; Eurotiomycetes; Eurotiales; Aspergillaceae
Product: lipase ROG1 family protein
Exons: 3
Coding region: 1-2868 (955 amino acids)
Molecular function (GO): monoacylglycerol lipase activity
Source: RefSeq, a predicted model, not a curated record